AUGGCGGCGGGUUGGCAGGAGGUGGCGCAGGCCCUCACAGCUGCCGUCACCCCCGUCUCAUCCAAUGAAGACGCCACUGUAAUCGAGACCUGGGCCCUGAAGUUGGCCCAGCUCUUGGAUCCUUGGCCUGCGACCCAGAUGAUACACGUCAUUCGCCUCAUUGCCUACAAGAUGCAAAUGGCCUUGCUCCACCAUGCGACAGCCGUGCAAAUACAAAACUUGCUGCAUGCAGACCCCACCAACGUCGCCGCAGCCCUGCCGCCUUUUGACGCUUUUUUGCAACAACUACACGCGUGGCACACCUUUGCCCAGAGCUUGGCCGGGGCCCUCACCAACCUCGACACUCGACACCAGCUCCAGUCGGCCUUGAUGCAGGCACUCGAGACAACUCUGGACACGGUGACCCUCCAACGCAAACAUGACCUUUUGACGCGUCUGUACGCCCAUGACCUGGCCCAGUGCCUCUCUGCUCUUGCGCCAUCAAGCUGCAGUGACGAUGACGAUGACGAUGAUGAUGAGGAAGAUGACGAUGGCGACAGUCGGGAUGAUGGACCACCCCGGCUCUCAGGUGCAGAUGAUACUGCACGACGAGCUAGUCUGACUGCCGCCCUGCAGUCGCACCUCUAUACUGCCUUACCCGUUGCCACCCGGAGGCAAACCGCGCUGCCCGCUCUGCACACAGCCCUUAGCUCUGUUGUCGCCACGCGAAUUGCCCGUUUUAAAGGAGACUUUGAGACCAACGUGCUGGCCAACGUUGACAAGCUGAUCAAAGGCCUCGUCCCAUAUUUUGAAACCACCUUGGAUUGUUCACUUGACGUCCGUUCCAUCCAGCGCCACGUCUACCAUGUUCUUGGCCGACAGCGUAUCGCUGAGCUCUUUGACAUUAUCGUCGACUACCCAGAUUCCAUCCCGGCUAUCCGCAACCUUCGUACCUGCCUAGAGCAGUGCGAUUUGCGCGACGCGCUGGUUCACCAACUCUCCGCCGCCAUUCAGAAGCGCCUGUUGCACGUGGGUGCGCAAACAGCUGACAUCAUUUCCCAGUACAUUUCAACUGUUCACGUUCUCAACUUCCUCGACGCAUCAGGUGGCAUCUUGAACCGAGUGGGCCCGCUCAUUCGUGACUAUCUUCAGAAACGCACCGACACGGUGAAGAACGUCAUCGAAGCCAUCACCGAUGAAAAUACUGCCGAACCAGAUGCCCUUCGGGAUGAGCAGACCGUUGUGCAAUGGCUCCCAGAGCCGUGGGACGGUGUCUCUCCCAUGUCCAAGCUUGACCAAGUCCAGCAGCUCAUGAAUGAUCCCAUCCAGCUGCUGAUCAGCAUUUACGGCGAUCCAGAGACCUUGUUAUCUCAGUAUCGCAACGUCUUGGCCAAGAGGCUACUGGAAAGUCGAUCCUUUGCCACCACUGAGUCAGUGCAAAAUGGCUCAACCCAUGCACAUCAUGCAUGUCACUCCACCCAGCCCCCAGAUCCAACGACUCACGCCCGUGCCCGUCCCCGUGCCCCUGCCCGUGCCCGUGUUGAUAGCGAGACGCGUUUGCUGGAAACGCUUAAAGUUCGCUUUGGCGAAGAUGCCCUCGUCAACUGUGAUAUCUUGAUCAAGGACGUCAACGAAUCUCGCCGCGUUCAUCAAAGCUUUAGCCAACAACCUGUGCCGGAAACUCCAGCCGCUCCCUUAUCCAAGGAUCAAGUCAACGUUUUGGUCCUCUCUCGUUUGUACUGGCCGGGACUCCAAACCAGCACCGUCAAUUUUCGACUACCAGAUGGCCUAGAGCAGUACUUGGAAGAAUACAAGACGUCCUACAGCCGUCUCAAAGCCGGCCGUCACCUCGAGCUUCGUCCAAACGAAGGAACCGUGGAAUUACAAUUGGAGGCCGGCGGAAAGCAGCUGGAUCUCGUGGUCAGCCCAUUGGCAGCCUGCAUCAUCAAUCUGUUUGAGCAGCAGCCCGAGUGGUCUUUGCAGGCUCUAGCUAAAAAGCUCGAGUGCACGGGCCCCGUUGUCCGCAGCAAGCUUGCGUAUUGGGUCGGUCUUGGUUUGGUGCGGGAAACCCAACCAGACAAAUUUCUCUUGGAUGAAGAUCAUUUUGCUCACCAUCACGCGAGCUCCAUUACGCAGCGCUUUGACAUGCUGAUUCGUAACCUUGGACUUGUGUUGGACUUGUGGCUGUUGAUUGGUGCUCGGGCCGCAGGUGGUGACGGGCAUCACGAAACCCAUGAAGAGGCGGCAGCUGUCGGUGAUGGCGCAGACGAUCCGCUCGAAUCCCCCCAAGCCAUCGUGGUCCUCCGUUUUGUCGAGGGCAUGCUCCGAAACGCUGCCUCGCUACCGCUUGAACGCAUCCAUGUCAUGCUGAGCAUGUUUAUGCAGGGUGAUCAGGCAUUCAAUGGCGACGUCAAGGUGAGGGGCUGA
Molecule: messenger RNA, 2406 nt
Organism: Monosiga brevicollis MX1
Lineage: Eukaryota; Choanoflagellata; Craspedida; Salpingoecidae
Exons: 17
Coding region: 1-2406 (801 amino acids)
Biological process (GO): ubiquitin-dependent protein catabolic process
Cellular component (GO): anaphase-promoting complex
Molecular function (GO): ubiquitin protein ligase binding
Source: RefSeq, a predicted model, not a curated record